AUGCUUUAUGAAUUUGAUCCAUUAAUAGGUGAACAUAUCAACAGAAUCAAAAACAAAGAAACUCAUGAUCACUACUUAUGCCAUCAAAUUCAAGACGAGUUGAUAGAAAUUAUAGCUGAAAAAAUAAAAGAAAACAUACUAAGUAAAAUUAAACAAUUCAAAUAUUAUUCGGUCAUAAUGGAUUCUACGCCCGAUAUAAAUCAUCAAGAACAAGUUUCAAUAGUUAUUAGAAUUGUUCUUAUGAAUUCGGAAAAUAGUGAGGACAUAAUAUCGAUCAAAGAAUAUUUUUUAACUUUUAUAAAUGUACACUCAACAACAGGUCUUAAUCUUUCAAAUACUUUAAAAAAUCAACUAGAUGAAUAUGGUUUAAAAUUGUCAAAUUGUAGAGGGCAAAGUUAUGAUAAUGGGUCAAACAUGAUCGGUCUCUAUAAAGGUGUUCAGUCCAGAAUAUUACAAAAUAAUCCAAGAGCUUUCUUUGUACCAUGUUCUGCUCACAGUCUAAACUUAGUUUUAAGAGAUUCUGCUAAGAGUUCUACCAAAGCGAUUACAUUUUUUGGAUAUCUUGGUAGAAUAUAUAAUUUAUUUUCAGCGUCUACUCAUAGAUGGGACAUAUUUAAAUCUCACUGUAAUCUAUACACUGUAAAACAAUGGUCCGAGACCAGAUGGGAAAGCCGGAUUAAUAGUGUUGAAGCCAUACGUCUUCAAGUAAAAAAUGUGAUGCAUGCAUUAAGUGAAAUUUUACAAACGUCCGAUGACCCAAUUACUAAAAGUGAAGCAUUAUCAUUGUUGAAUGAAGUUGGAAGUUUUGAAUUUUUAUUAAGUCCGAUUAUUUGGUAUGAACUACUUACAGAAGUAAAUAUUGUAAGUAAGAAUUUUCAAAACCCUAAUAUGCAAUUAGAUGUUUUAACUAACAUGCUUAAAGGUCUUAUUGUAUUUCUUGAAAAAUACCUAGACAACGGAUUUGAAAAAGCAAUGGAAACUGCCAAACAACUAGCAAUUACUAUUGAGAUUGAACCUACAUUUAAUGAAAUACGUUACAGCAAAAAGAAAAUAUAUUUUAGUGAUGAAAGUGUUGAUGAAACCCUUCAAGAUCCAAAGCAAAAUUUUCGAACUCAAUAUUUUUUAGUUAUUUUGGAUUCAGCGAUUAUGUCAAUGUCAAAGCGAUUUAACCAAAUAAAUAAUUUUAAUUCGAAUUUUGGAUUUUUGUAUGAUGUAAGCAAGUUAAAAACUAUGCCUGACGAAGAAAUUCGUAAACAUUGCCAAGAUCUUCAAAUAAUUUUAACAGAUGGUGAAGAUAAAGAUAUAGAUGCUAUUGAUUUAUUUGAAGAACUUCUCAUUCUUCGAAGAUGGUGA
Macrosiphum euphorbiae (potato aphid) is the source of this 1353-nucleotide messenger RNA. The record is from the annotation of a GenBank genome assembly. Lineage: Eukaryota; Metazoa; Arthropoda; Insecta; Hemiptera; Aphididae.